Messenger RNA from Microthlaspi erraticum, 993 nucleotides. The record is from the annotation of a GenBank genome assembly. Lineage: Eukaryota; Viridiplantae; Streptophyta; Magnoliopsida; Brassicales; Brassicaceae.
AUGAAUAGUGUUCAAGGAAAUCCAAACCUCUGUUUGGAUCCAUCGUGCGCUGGUGAUGGAAAUAACAGCAAGAAAUUGCUAGUGCCCAUUCUUGCAUCAGCUGCUUGUGUGGGCAUUAUUACAUCUGUGAUUCUUCUCUUCAUUGCCUUAUAUAGAAAGAAGAGGCCAUCCAAAGCUCUACGCCAAUCAAUUAUGGCGAACAAGAGAAGCUUUACUUAUGAAGAGGUCACAGUGAUGACAAAUAACUUUGAGAGAACUCUUGGGGAAGGAGGGUUUGGAAUCGUGUACCACGGACAUUUACAUGGUAACGAACAAGUUGCUGUUAAAGUGCUUUCAGAAUCCUCAGCUCAAGGCUAUAAGCAAUUCAAGGCUGAGGUAGAGCUUCUUCUAAGAGUACACCAUAUAAAUUUGGUAAAUCUUGUUGGGUAUUGUGACGAAGGGCAACACUUGGUCCUCAUCUAUGAGUACAUGUCAAAUGGAAAUUUAAAGGAACAUCUAUCCGGAGAAUGCGCUAACUCUCUUUUAAGUUGGGAAAAUAGGCUAAGAAUUGCUGGAGAAACUGCACAAGGUUACCUUGAUCCUGAAUAUUAUCGAACAAACUGGUUGACAGAGAAGAGUGAUAUCUACAGCUUUGGAGUUGUAUUAUUGGAAAUCAUCACAAGCCAAUCAGUGUUUGACCAAACACGUGAAAAAUCUCAUAUUGGAGAAUGGGUGGGAUUAAAGUUAACCAAUGGAGAUAUCACAAAUAUUGUGGAUUCAACUCUCACUGGAGAUUAUGACUCUGGUUCGGUGUGGAAGGCUCUUGAGCUAGCAAUGUCAUGCAUUAGUCCAUCUUCAACUGGAAGACCAAACAUGUCUCAGGUUUCUAGUGAACUAAAAGAGUGUCUCUUAUCUGAGAUCUCAAGGAAAGGAGGGAGACAUGACGUGGACUCCAAGAGUUCUCUUGAACUGAACACAAGCUUUGGCCCUGAACAGAAUCCUGAUGCACGCUAG